This is a messenger RNA of Metschnikowia bicuspidata var. bicuspidata NRRL YB-4993, 1895 nucleotides long. RefSeq lists its product as uncharacterized. Gene Ontology annotation, molecular function: ammonium channel activity. The record is from RefSeq and is a predicted model, not a curated record. Gene Ontology annotation, cellular component: plasma membrane. The transcript has a single exon. Bases 190 to 1806 code for a protein of 538 amino acids. Gene Ontology annotation, biological process: ammonium transmembrane transport. Lineage: Eukaryota; Fungi; Ascomycota; Pichiomycetes; Serinales; Metschnikowiaceae.
UGCAGAAAAUACAGGACAAAACGAAAAGCCAUCUGACCCGCUAGAUUACAUGCCGCUUCAUUCACCAAAGCUUGAGCUUGAUAACAUAGAUAAACAAAUACUAGAAAGGAACUGUGCCGUCCUUGCUGCAACUUGUCAAACUUCUUUUGCGAUCUGUAAAAUUUGUGACUCAGCGACUUAAAGAUAGCCAUGUCUAUGUCUACUGAAUUAGCGAUUAAUUCGCUAUAUAUGAUGUACAGCACAUUCCUUCUCUUGUUUGUGGUGAUUGGAAUAUCCAUGUUUUACUCUGGUCUAACUCAAAGAAGAUCUUCAUUCACGAUGCUAGGACUUCCAAUACUCAUAUGCGCCAUCUUAUUCAUUGACUGGUUUAUUUGGGGCUACUCUUUGUGCUAUUCUAGCUCAUCAAAUAAUUUCAUCGGUAAUUUGAACCUUGCAGUCCUACGUCAUUUGAAGGAACCACUGGAAGAGGUCUACAUUACUCCUAGAGGUGAAAUUCUUGCGGUGAUUCAUUUUUUGUUCAACGGAUUUAUGAAGCUCAUCUGUGCAUCCUUAACAUUUCCAGCCUGUGCAGCAGAAAGAGGGAGAUUCGCCCCUAUGAUUCUAUUCGCGUUCAUCUGGUCGGCUAUCAUCUAUAACCCUGUCAGUUACUGGUUUUGGAAUAAGCACGGCUGGCUUUCGCCUCAACUUAACAAGCUACCGGUUCUUGAUUUCGCAGGUGGAAACUGCAUUCACAUUGUUAGCGGAUUUACUGCUUUAGCUUAUUCAUACUAUUUGGGGCCCCGAAACCCUCAGAUUCUUCAUAACUACCGAAGCUCGAACAACAAUUUAGCUCUAUUGGGACUUAUGUUUAUACUUUUCGGAUGGGCUGGAUUUAUUUCGGGUUGUGAUUUUAAUUUUGGUGUGACAUCUAUUUAUUUGAUCGUUGCAACGUUUUUGUGUGCUUUCUCGGCAGGUAUUGUUUGGACGGCGAUUGACUUAUAUUUUUCUGCCAUCCCACUAGACAUAGUGGGUGCACAAGAAACAUUCGAAAUCUCGGAACCUGGCAGUUAUGAAGUAGAUGCUCAUUCGAAGCAACGCAAUACAGACAAACCAAAACAAACUAGGAAAUUGUCUAUGGUUUCUUUCACAUCUGGUAUUAUGUGUGGUUUGGUGGUGUUCACACCAGGUGGAGGCUACUUAUGUUACACCGGCGAUUUUUGGAAAAGCAUUGUCUGCGGAGUGGUUGGAGGUGUUGUUGGUAACUUAAGCACUCGGCUCAAGUAUUUCUUUUGCAUUGAUGAUGCCCUAGACAUAUUUGCGGUGCACGGAGUCUGCGGUAUUGCGGGCUCUUUGCUCGUGGGAAUCCUUGCUGAGAAGUCAUAUGAUUCCAAGGGAGGCUGGGUAGAACAAAACUGGAUUCAAUUCGCCUAUCAACUCUUGGGCAUUGUUGUGACGUCCGCUUACGUUUUCAUCAUGUCAUUGUUAUUUCUCUACUUAAUUGACUUGAUUCCUGGAAUGCACUUGAGGAUAGAUAAGGACUUCAAUAGACGGAUGAGAGCUGAGCUUAAAGGGGUUGAGGAUUUGGGGGCUCAAACUUUUAAGCAUGGUGAAAUGAACUCACAAAUGUAUGAAAUGAGGGAGUUGAUGGGUUCAGAUAACUAUGAGCUUAACGGAGAAUACUCAAUGGACUUUGUGGAAUUUAUCAAAGUUGUGGGUCCGGAAGACUUUCCGCAAGACUUCCCCGUUGAACAGACGAGGGGUGCUUACCAGUGGCCUUUAGAAAUUGAAAGUGAAGGAAUACGAUCAAGGAAGUCACAAAAAUACUAGAAAUUACCCGGAGAAUCCAAUCAAUUAAAUACUUUAAUAUGUAUAAGAAAAUAUCAAUACCGUCCAAACUUAAUUGAGAAGUCUCAUCA